Sclerotinia borealis F-4128 is the source of this 1917-nucleotide messenger RNA. The record is from the annotation of a GenBank genome assembly. Lineage: Eukaryota; Fungi; Ascomycota; Leotiomycetes; Helotiales; Sclerotiniaceae.
AUGAAGGAUACAAUUGACACUGUCGAAAAUGCUCAUCCAGCUACUCAUGUAGAUUUGAAUAAUAAUGUCACUGCCAAAAUCCAGAAUCCUUUAGCAGGUUUAGGAGAAACAGUCAUCAUUCGGGAUGUAGGAGAAUUCGCACAAGCCAACGAUCUUAACGAUAUCCUCCCCUUGCUCGAGAAAGGUGCCUUGGUUGCAUCUGAUCCCGAGAACUUCGAAAACGUAGAGAGAUUGGAUGAAGAAGAGAAAGUGGCUUUACGAUAUGAAGCAGCGCAUAAAUGGAGUCAUCCAACUACACUAUAUUUGACAAUCAUUACUUGUUCUAUUGGUGCAGCGGUUCAAGGUUGGGAUCAAACGGGUAGUAAUGGUGCAAACCUUUCAUUUCCGUCGGAAUUUGGUAUCGGUCAAGGGGACAAUAAGGCUUCUCCAAACUAUGAUCGUGACAAUUGGCUAGUUGGAUUGGUUAACUCGGCACCAUAUAUUGGAUCUGCUUUUAUUGGCUGUUGGCUCAGCGAUCCUUUCAAUAACUGGUUUGGACGUCGCGGUACAAUCUUCAUUGCAGCUAUUAUCUGCGUUUUUACGCCUAUUGGAGGAGCUUUCUCGAAAUCGUGGGAAACUUUAUUUGCUAGUCGUAUUAUUCUGGGUAUUGGAAUGGGUUUGAAAGGAGCUACGGUACCAAUCUUUGCCGCGGAGAACAGCCCAGCUAAGAUUAGAGGUGCAUUGGUUAUGUCAUGGCAGAUGUGGACUGCUUUUGGUAUCUUCUUGGGUUUUGCAGCAAAUUUGGUUGUCAUCAAUACAGGGAGUAUUGCGUGGAGACUUCAGAUUGGCUCUGCUUUUAUUCCAGCUCUCCCCCUCGCUUUCUUGAUCUUCUUUUGCCCAGAAUCCCCGAGAUGGUUGAUGAAGAGAGGAGAAUAUAGAAAAGCUUAUAUAUCCCUCUGUCGACUUCGCAAACACGAUCUUUUUGCUGCUCGUGAUCUCUACUUUAUUGAUUGUCAGCUGAAAAUCGAAGCAGCGAUUGUCGGAAAAACCAACUACAUCAGCAGAUUCAUCCAACUUUUCACCAUUCCUCGUGUUCGAAGAGCAACUCUGGCUUCCUUUGUUGUUAUGAUCGCGCAACAGAUGUGUGGUAUCAAUAUUAUUGCGUUCUAUUCUUCAACUAUCUUCAAACAGGCGGGCGCCACUUCAAAGAAUGCGUUGAUUGCUAGUUUUGGUUUUGGAUUGGUUAACUUUGUGUUUGCCUGGCCAGCUAUUUGGACGAUUGACACCUUUGGCCGACGUUCACUACUCCUUUUCACCUUCCCUCAGAUGGCUUGGUCUCUCCUUGUUGCUGGUCUCUGCUUCAUAAUCGACGAGAAAUCUACCGCGCAUAUUGCACUAAUCGCUACAUUCAUUUACAUCUUCGCCGCUUUCUACUCGCCAGGAGAAGGUCCUGUUCCUUUUACAUAUUCAGCAGAAGUCUUUCCCUUAUCACACAGAGAAGUCGGUAUGGGCUGGGCCGUCGCAACCUGUUUAUUCUGGGCCGCAGUUCUCUCAAUUUCUUUCCCCAAGAUAUUGGAGACAUUCCAUCCAGUAGGAGCAUUUGCAUUCUACGCCGGCCUCAACCUGCUCGCUUUCGUGAUGAUAUUCCUUUUCGUUCCCGAAACUAAGCAACGCACCCUCGAAGAACUAGAUUACAUCUUUGCAAUCCCAACUCGCACAUUUGUGAGAUAUCAACUCACAAAGACAUUACCAUAUUGGAUUCAAAGAUAUGUAUUCUUCAGGAAGAAUGCAGUGCUAGAACCAUUGUAUCAUUUUGAUGAGACGGCAGAUUACAGAGCGCCGGAUACAAAGAUUACGGGGCAUCCGGAGCAGAUUGAGGAGGUGGAAAGGAGUAGUGAGGGAGAGAGUGGGGAGAUCAAUGUUAGUGAGAAGAUUUGA